Messenger RNA from Ceraceosorus bombacis, 3516 nucleotides. Lineage: Eukaryota; Fungi; Basidiomycota; Exobasidiomycetes; Ceraceosorales; Ceraceosoraceae. The record is from the annotation of a GenBank genome assembly.
AUGCAACCGAGGCGUGGAGAGCGCCAUCCUCCGUCAGCGGGGACUUAUGAGCCCAAACAUCGUCGCAAUUACAGAGGUGAGUGGAUGUAGGCCAGCGGAAUGGGUCGCCAUGCAGGCGCGUAUUCCCAAGUCCUGCCCUUCUACUGCUCUUGGUUGCUUGACUCAUCCAGCGUAGUACCGCUCUGUCGGCCAUCAUACAGGCUACGUCCCGAAUCCCGGAGACGAGGUGGCGCACGUGCCCGCUGGCAUCUCACCAGAUCAGCUAUGGGAAGGCUUCAUUUCGCAGAGGAGACCAUGCGUCAUCGAUGGGCCUAUCCAGGAUGCCGAAUUCAAAGCUGUCGAUUGGGUGAGUAGGCGCCCGACCGCACCAAGCCGCACAGCAUGAAGGUCAACGGGCGAUGCUGACAUCGCAAGGCCUGUCCAUCACAGACUGACUUGGACAGACUCAAGCAGAGAGCUGGGUCCAGCAGAGUCAAGAUUGAGCCAAUCCAUCCUUCCGGCAGGUUCGGCACCGCGAUGGAGAGACAAAAGGUGCCGUUUGGAUUGUACCUGGACAUGAUGCAGGAUUCAGAACUAGCAGGCAGCUACUAUCUCACCACCCAAUACGAGAGCGAAGAUGGCGAGGAUAGCCAGGACGAGGAGGAUGAGGCAAGCCGAGAGGCAGUAGAGGAUGCAACGCGAUUGCUACGAGCAAAGUCUAGCAAUGAUGAGCGAGCCGGCAGGCUCAAACGCCCCAGGUCGGCCAGUGCUGAGUCAGAGCGUGAUAGUGAUGUCGACCAUCGGCCGACCAAAGUGCGCAAUCGCACAGAUUCUGUCCCUGCCAGGCGGACAUCGCACACCUCAGCUUCGUCAGCACUUCAAACCUUGUCACCUGACUCAGAGACCUCGUCGAGCUCAAGCUCGUCUGCUCCGACCUCUUACACUGCGGAUGAAUCCGUCGAAGACUUGGACCCGCCCUUGCCACCUCCAAUGUCCGCACUGGCCGGUGGCUUACCACUGCCUGUACCCAAGAUCUUGGGAGGGCUGGUUCUGCAGCAGUGCAACAUGUGGAUGGGCGCUUGUACUGAGCCAAAAAGCUCUGGGCUGCAUCAUGACCAUCACGAUAACCUCUACAUGCUAGUGAGUCGAACCACGCGCAACACGACCGCUAUGAUGCUGCAUGCUUGAUGCAGGCUUGCUAAUUUGAGUCUUGGCCGCCGGCAGCUCUCGGGUAGGAAGCGCUUCUUGCUCUGGCCACCUAUUGCACACUUUUGGCUGCAACCAAGGGGUCGCCUAGAGGGCAUGCACCAGAACGGUCUUUUGACAUACGUGCCUCGCGGCGAGUUGCCAAGCUGGCACGCUGCCUCCAACAGACAACAGCUUCGCGCUGAUGGCUUGCCAGAAGCUGAAUCUGCUCACUGGAGGAUCAAAGCGCGUGAGAGAGCGCUCGAGGAGGCGAAUGAGAGAGCAGCGCAAUUGUCUGGCGAAGCGCACAGACCGGCGAGCAGACGCAAGGGAAAGGGCAAACAGACCCCUGAGCAGGUGUUGGCGAUGGAACGACUUGCUGCUGCGAGGUUGCAUCAGGAGUACAUUCGUCGUCUAGAAAGCGGCGACAGCUUUGUGAGCAGAGAGGAUGAAAGGGACGUGGAAAGCGAUCUGGAGGAAGACGAGGUGUCGUCGCAGAGUGUAUCGCCGACGGUCGCUAGGCGGGCCUUGGCAGCGCGUGCUGACGCGGAACUGGAUGAUGCAAGUGAUGACGAUGGAGGAGAGCACCUACUUGCGCAAGCUGCGCGUCUCGGAGCGCGAGAGAAUAUCGAGAAGAUGCACUACGACGCAAUAGCCGUCCCUUUCAUUGCGCAUGCUUUGGCACCAGCGGAGGAGCGCAUUGGUCUGCCUCCUCUCAUCCCACACGAGGUCAGAAAAUCGGACGGGACACGAGACGACUCUUCCGAUAUAUCAGACGCAUCGAUAGAUCAACGAGAGCUCAACGCAGCCUUCUUGGAACCGUUGCUCGAAGCGGUUCGUCGUGCUGGCAACACUGCUUUGGAUCUUGACACUGCAAUGAUAGCCAUUAGACAAGGCUAUCAAGCAGUGGGACUCAGUGCCGAGGGGCUUGCGCUAGAGGACGACAGCGACGAGUCAGGAUCGGAUGACGGCGCCUCCCAGAUGUCUGAACCUAGGCCCUGCCGCUCCUCCCCACUCCGCAUUCCGCCGGGCAUGCUUCCAGGCGGGCUGUUAGGGCGACCUGAUGGGACUGGUGGCGAUGAAGAACACGAGUUUGAAGAGUAUGACGACUAUCUCGCUGAGGCACAAGAAACCGUCCAUCCACGAGACAUUGAAGCCAUGCUUGGAAGGGAGCUAGGCUCGGGAGCCGAGCAGGGUCUCCUCGAUGCGGACGACUUAGAUGAUACAGCGCUCGAGCAAGCGAUGUUUGCGGAAGCGCAAGCUCACCCUGAACAACGCGAAGCUCUCGUAGCCAGACUACACGAGAUAGCCACCGAGCAAUCGGCGAGUGUCGCUCAGUCCCGUUCAGAUUUAGCAAGUUCGGGAGGGGAAAGUGAGGAGUCCGAGAUAGGCUCUGAUAUCGCCGAGGAAGGGGAUGACGAAGGUGCUGUGUUGGGCAUGGCGUCAGAGCAGCAAGACGCGAUCAGGGAGCAGCACCUUGUCCAGCAGCUCAAGUAUGGGCUUGCAAAAUCCGACUUUGCUUUCCUGGACGAGGUCAUGGACGAUGCGCAAGCUUUCUGCAUUGCACGAAGUUCUGCGCAGCUGCCUAUUACGGACGAUCUGCGUAUCUUGGUUGCUGCGGUGCUGCAGAUAGGCGCGAUGGAGGAUGCCACUGAUGAAGACGAAAGGGGGGCAGAGACUACAUCCGAAGCGUCUGCCGAGUCAGACGACGACUUGCAAAAUGGACCCAACAGCUUCAGCUCGAUAGAUCCGGGCGCUCUUCACGCAUACUUUGGAAUUCCCGAUGACCCAAAGGGAGUAGUCUCACCUGCAAACGUACCUCCUGAGGCGCUGGGUCCAAGAGCUGGCUGCCCGGCCCCCCUCGUUGUCGACUUGAAGCCGGGUCAGAUGCUAUAUUUGCCCGUCAGCUGGUGGCAUGAAGUGACAAGCUGGUCCGACGAGGUAUCAAACGGUUCGACAGGCGCGCCGAGUGGAGAUGGCCAGGAUGACGAACGACGCAUCGUGCCGCAUCAAGCCAUCUCAUGGUGGGUUCAUCCCCCUACUGCACUGAAAGAAGGGAUCGCCAUGCCACCUCUUUGGACCGACGAGACGCAAGAUGCAGGCGCUACAGGUCACAAGAAGGCAGACGGCAAGCCCAACGGUGGCGCGGGAUCUGCAGGAGCGGCACAAGCUAGCAAUGCGCCAUCACCUGCAAGCAGGACGGUCGGGACUUCAGCACAACCUUAUGUGGACUUUGAAGUGUGGGAUGAGAUCAGACGAGCCGUAAACGCCUUCAUCAAGAAAUCUCGCGCAGACGCCGAAAGAGAGGCGAUCAGGGCGAAAGCAGAAGACGAAGAAGACGUUGUCUUCUAG